Messenger RNA from Phodopus roborovskii (desert hamster), 1245 nucleotides. RefSeq names its product reticulocalbin 3 (gene Rcn3). The transcript has 7 exons. The coding region runs from base 217 to 1203 and encodes 328 amino acids. The record is from RefSeq and is a predicted model, not a curated record. Gene Ontology annotation, cellular component: endoplasmic reticulum. Gene Ontology annotation, molecular function: calcium ion binding. NCBI's taxonomy places the organism in Eukaryota, Metazoa, Chordata, Mammalia, Rodentia, Cricetidae.
UCCAGGCUCGCGCUCGGCCUUGUGGACGUGGCGAAGGGCUCCGGGCACACUCUUGGAGCUCAUUGGCUCCGCCCCUGCGGCCCUCCUGCGCCGCUAUUGGUCAGAGGGCGGGGACCUCUGGGCUGCCAGGGGCGGAGCUUGGCUGGCGCCGCGCCAGGUUGGGCAUCUUUGCGCGAAAACGAGUUCAUCGUGGGGCGCGACCCCAGGCCUGGACCGAUGAUGUGGCGAUGGUCGCUUCUGUUGCUUCUCUUGCUGCUGAGGUGGUGGGCCCUAGGGAAGCCAUCCCCUGACGCCGGACCUCAUGGCCAGGGUAGGGUGCAUCAGGGAGCUCCCCUGAGCGAGGCCCCCCACGAUGACGCCCACGGGAAUUUCCAGUACGACCACGAGGCGUUCCUGGGACGAGACGUGGCCAAGGAAUUUGACCAACUCAGCCCAGAGGAAAGCCAGGCCCGACUCGGGCGGAUUGUGGACCGCAUGGAUCUCGCUGGAGACAGCGACGGCUGGGUGUCCUUAGCCGAGCUCCGCGCGUGGAUCGCUCACACGCAGCAGCGGCACAUCCGUGACUCGGUGAGCGCUGCCUGGUUCACCUACGACAUGGACCGCGACGGGCGCGUGGCUUGGGAGGAGUUGCGCAACGCCACGUAUGGCCACUAUGAGCCGGGGGAGGAAUUUCAUGAUGUGGAGGAUGCUGAGACCUACAAGAAGAUGCUGGCUCGGGAUGAGCGGCGAUUCCGGGUGGCCGACCAGGAUGGGGACUCCAUGGCUACCCGGGAAGAGCUGACAGCCUACCUGCAUCCCGAGGAGUUCCCUCACAUGCGGGACAUCGUGGUUGCUGAAACCCUGGAGGACCUUGACAAGAACAAAGAUGGCUAUGUCCAGGUGGAGGAGUACAUCGCCGACCUGUACUCUGAGGAGCCCGGCGAGGAGGAGCCUGCCUGGGUACAGACCGAGCGGCAGCAGUUCCGGGACUUCCGGGAUCUGAACAAGGACGGACGGUUGGAUAGCAGUGAAGUGGGUUACUGGGUGCUGCCCCCAUCCCAGGACCAGCCCCUGGUGGAGGCCAACCACCUACUGCACGAAAGUGACACAGACAAGGAUGGCCGCCUGAGCAAAGCUGAGAUCCUAAGCAACUGGAACAUGUUUGUGGGCAGCCAGGCCACCAAUUACGGUGAAGAUCUGACAAGGCACCAUGAUGAACUGUGACCUGUGACCCCAUGACUCCAUGGGGGCACCUGAGGAGCCACU